Messenger RNA from Cercospora beticola, 1211 nucleotides. RefSeq lists its product as uncharacterized. The record is from RefSeq and is a predicted model, not a curated record. Lineage: Eukaryota; Fungi; Ascomycota; Dothideomycetes; Mycosphaerellales; Mycosphaerellaceae.
CGAGAUUCUUCCAUUUGAGUGUCCGGCAGAGUAUCGUGCAAGGCAAGACAAGGAGCCUUUGGCAUUAGCCUGGCCCACGAGAGAUGUCUCCAGCACUCCGGUACAAAUGCCCAAGGGUUCCGCCCUCUGUGCAACUGCACUCCAACAAGCCUUGACACUCUUUGUUCCACACUCGUUACCAUACGCCACAUUCCCCAAGAUGUUGUCCGAGCUCUUUCUCGGUCUGGUGGCCGCAAAGGUUGCCCUUGCCUCACCUGUUAUCAAGCCAGUGGUGGAUUUUACUCCAGACACGCUGGCCGAGGCUCAAGAGCUGGCCAAGUUCCUCCAAGACAUUCAGAGUCAGAAGGUCUUCUUGAACCAGACAGAGUGGGAGGAUCUCCUUACUCAAAACGGCAUCCUGCUCGAACCUCCACCGAUCGACUACGACUUCCUCAACUUCACAGCGGACAUUGAUGUCAACGUCGAUGUGGACGUCAAUGUGGAUAUCAACAAGCGCCAGACAUGCAAGAACACUCAAGCCAGGCGAGUGACCAAGACCGAGACUUUUGUUGACUGGGACAUCCAAAUGUCCAACGUGGCAUGCGCUCGACAGAGUGCCAUCGACAUUUUCGUGCAGAGCGGAAAAUCCGUCACCAACACCAUCGCAGUGUCGGGCAGCGUCGCGCCAGCAAGCAUCGUAGGCUACCUUGCGCUCACCUUUGGCGUGGACUACUCCCGUGCCUGGACGUCGACUUCGUCUAACCAGAACAAAGCAACUAUCCAAAUCGGCAACUGCGGAGCCAUGGUCCUCAAUCCGACUACUACUCGUCGCUACGGAACUGUCAGCGAGGGUUGUAUUGGCGCGGAGAAGCAGAUCGGAACUUUUAUGGCUGACGACCGUUUCUCGGGCAGCUUCAACGGUGUCGACUGGGUCGCUGGCUCUAUCUCUGAUUGCCAGACGAAAGCCGACAAUGCUCCAAUCCCUCGAUGCCAAGGUGGCGGAUAUCUUGUCUAGAAGGCUGCCUUAUCGGUAGGCAGUCUCCCUUGCAAGCGCCUGUACGUAAAGAAAGCGGCUAUAUAUCGUGCGAGUGGUGAACGAAGGCGAUGAAUGUUGCUCGGGACGUUCUACAAACAGGAUGUCGGCCCUAAUAGGGGGGUCCGUGCGCUAUAGAGAUUAGUAAUUAGCGGUAAGUGAGUAGACUAGCCUAGCUUGUCUUCCGGAUAAGACCCCG